Ilex paraguariensis (yerba mate) is the source of this 877-nucleotide messenger RNA. Lineage: Eukaryota; Viridiplantae; Streptophyta; Magnoliopsida; Aquifoliales; Aquifoliaceae. The record is from the annotation of a GenBank genome assembly.
AUGGGCUUUCAUGUGAGGCUAGUGCAAUUCACUCUUGCAUUGGUGUUGUCCUCCACAUCAACUGCUAAUCGAACGACAACAGUUAUCGCCAAGCCUGGCUGCCCCAAUAGCUGCGGGAAUGUAAGCAUCCCAUACCCAUUUGGGACGACUAAAGGCUGUUAUCUCAAUGAACAGUUCCUCAUCACCUGUAACAGCUCUUUCACCCCUCCAAAAGCAUUUUUAACUAACAGUACGAUAAAUGUUACAGAAAUCUCUCUCCUCCGGGGUCAGUUGCAAAUCUGGCAGUUUAUAGCCCGUGAUCUUUAUCGUCAGCGUGAUCAUGUCCAAGUGUACAAUAACGAGCCUUGGCUUAGUCUGUCCAAAUUCAUCAUAUCUGAUACCAAUAAGUUCACAGCAGUUGGCUGUGACACUUAUGCCAUUGUUACAUUCGACCGACGAAAUGAGAAUUACAGUAUGACAGGUUGCAUGUCCAUAUGUAACAGCAUAGAUAAUGUUGAUAAUGGUUCUUGUUCCGGUGUUGGCUGUUGCCAGACACGCAUCCCUAAAGGGGUAUGGUCCAUCACAAUGGAUUUAAGUAGCUAUUACAAUUAUGCAAAGGUGUCAGACUUCAAUUCAGGCAGCUAUGCCUUUGUCAUCCAAGAAAAUGAGUUCAACUUCACCUCAAACUAUCUUCGCGAACUGCAGAAUGUACAGAAGCUUCCUCUGCUGGUUGAUUGGACCAUUGGAAAUGAGACUUGUGAGAUGGCUCAAAUGAACUUCACUAGUUAUGCCUGUAAAAACAAUUCGAAGUGUUACGAACCCAGUACUACUUCUGGGUAUCUCUGUCACUGCUUGGCUGGGUACGACGGUAACCCAUACCUCAUCAAUGGUUGUCAAG